Messenger RNA from Hyposmocoma kahamanoa, 3054 nucleotides. RefSeq names its product oocyte zinc finger protein XlCOF6-like. The record is from RefSeq and is a predicted model, not a curated record. Bases 192 to 2651 code for a protein of 819 amino acids. The transcript is spliced from 15 exons. Gene Ontology annotation, cellular component: nucleus. Gene Ontology annotation, biological process: regulation of transcription by RNA polymerase II. Gene Ontology annotation, molecular function: zinc ion binding; DNA-binding transcription activator activity, RNA polymerase II-specific; RNA polymerase II cis-regulatory region sequence-specific DNA binding. Lineage: Eukaryota; Metazoa; Arthropoda; Insecta; Lepidoptera; Cosmopterigidae.
CUCUUUCUUUUCUAGUUCAAAGCAGCUGUUAGAUUUCGCGAUUUUGUGAAUUAUUUCCUUCAUAAAGAUCCAACAAUUAGUAGUUAAAAAUGUGAUAUUUCGCACAAAAAUAAGUUUUAGUAGUGAAAUAUGUAAAGUUUAAUUUCAUAACAGUGUACUCGUUUAGUAAACAAGGACGAAAACAGAUCAAAAUGGCUGCUCCAAACAGAUUGCAGCAAAAUCUCAAGUUCGACAAGAUAUGUCGAGCUUGUUUGCUAGUGAAAAAGGACAUGAGACCACUGUUCGAGCAACUGACGGCAACAAUGCUGAUGGGGAUUUCGAAGGUGGAGGUGGCGGUAGGCGAUGGCCUGCCAUCCCAGCUGUGCCUUCAAUGCGUGCAUCAGAUCUCGCGGUGUCACGCAUUCAAAGAGAUGGUGGAACGCAAUGAUAUAACUUUACGGGAACAAGCCAAGUUUCUCGCUGCAGACGCUUUGAAGAAUGAGAAAGAGAAAGUUCUUACAAUGGAUCCUCCUUACAUCCAGUAUAUGGAGCUACCUCUCAACAACAACUCUCAACUGCUGGAAGGAUUCUUUGAACAGCCAGUCACUGUACAGGAGCUACAACCUGCCAAAGACUUUGCAAUUGAUAAUAAUGUUGUUCAUAACCAAAUCCAACCAGCCCCAUCGACUUCAAAAGAAGACGAAGUCCUCAACUCUGACGAAGAGAACUAUCUCCAAAUGGUUGUGUACCAAGCCACCUCAACCGUGUCACCGGGGAGACACGUCUGCAAUUUGUGCCAUAAGGAGUUUAAGCAUGCGCGUUGGCUGAAGCAGCAUAUGAGGUCCCAUUCGAAUUGGAUCAAAGCUAAUUGCAAGAAACCACCUAUGUGCCCGAUUUGUGAAAGGACUUUUAAGGGUCCAGGUAUGUUAAAAAUGCACAUGAGAACACACGAACAACGUCCUCCAAAGCAGCCAACGUGCUCCGUUUGCCAAAGGACAUUCCCGACCAAGACGUUGCUGUACCGACAUCGUCAAACCCACUUCGAGCAGAAGACUCAUCAGUGCACGUUCUGUGAAAAGAGAUUUUUCAGUGGAUAUGCUUUAAGAUCGCACAUGGCCAGGCAUAGAGGAGAAAGACCCUAUAUCUGUUCCAUGUGCUCGAAGAGCUUCUACAAUCCUACUGAUUUGAAGGUACACUUCCGCUUGCAUACCGGUGAAAAGCCCCUCAAAUGUUCAGAAUGCAAUAAAUCCUUCCGCCGCCACUCGACGCUUUGCCAACACAUGAAGAAGCAUCGCGGCAUUCGCAAUCACGUCUGCAAUGUUUGCUUCAAAGGGUUCUACGAGGUUUCCAAGCUUAACGCCCAUAUGAGAGUCCAUACAGGGGAACGUCCGUUCGAAUGUACGUAUUGCGAUCGCAAGUUCGCCCAGCAAUCGGCUCUGAUUUACCAUCGGCGCACCCAUACAGGCGAGAAACCCUACUGCUGCAAGCUGUGUUCUGCUCGCUUCACCACCUCGUCUGCCCGGAAUAAUCACAUGAUCACUCAUACAGGGAACAAGAAAUUCGUCUGCCCAGUCUGCUUCAAAGGCUGCACAUCACGCACGGAACUUCGCGUUCACUCAUCGAAGCAUACAGGAGAGAAGCUGUUUGGCUGUGAAGUUUGCUCACAGCGGUUCAGCUCUGCUUCGUAUCUCGCUGUGCAUCGCAGACACCAUACUGGGGAGAGGAAGUACAACUGCAAUAUUUGUGGGAAAGGCUAUAUAGAGUCAAGUUCAUAUAAGAAGCAUCUGAAAACACACGAAUCCAAGCCUGAAAACGAGUCAUCUAAUGAAAACACAAGUGAGACACAAAGCAGUGGGAACGGUAACGACGCCAAGCAAGACACCGACGCGCUGGAAAACAAGACCAAUGAUAAUGAAGACAACCAGGUUCAAAUACAAAUUUAUACUCAAAGUCAAAUGGCCCAAAGUCAAAAUCAAAGUCAAGGUCAGAAUCAGGAGAAUGUGACCACGACCCCGCAGCAGAGAAGGUAUAAGUGCGGGGUCUGUGUCAAGACUUACAUGUACUUGCACAGCUUGAAGAAACAUAUGAUGACCCAUGUUCAGCAACAACAACAGCAACAGCAACAGCAACAACAGCAACAACAACAACAGCCUCAACAACAACAAGUGCAAGUGCAGCAACUGCAGCAGCAGCAAGUGCAGGUGCAACAACUGCAGCAGCAGCAGGUACAGCAGCAGGCCGUGCUGCAGGUCGGCAGCGUGCAGCAGCUAGCCGUGCCGAUACAUCAACAUGUUCAACAGGGAAUUGUUCAGGGCGGACAACAUUCCUACCCUGUAAUAUCGUCAGUGCAAUCGUUGCAAUUGCAGCAAACCCAGCAGCAGGUUAACACGCAACAACCCCAGCAGCUGCAGGUACAGACAAUACAAAUUCAUCCACAUCAUCAGCCUAUACAAAUCCAUGCGGUGGGUGUGCAGCAAGUACAGCAACAGCAGCUCCACGUAGCCACUUCCAGUUGUCAGACCAUGUUGCCGAACAUUUUGCAGCUUCAACCGGCUACAGUGGCAGUGCCUACUUUGAGCCAGCAAGACUUGGGAGGAGUGGCGCAUCGUAUUAUACUACAGCCGCAGACCGCCGGCGGGCACCCAGCUGUUUAUACUAUACAUCAUUCGUAAAAGGACAAGAAGGAGACGAGGGGCUACAUUGCCAGAGCUUCAGGGGGUCUAUUAUGACUUUAUACGGAACCAGUCAGAUUCCAUGCAAUUCAGUUUACAUGAUAGAAUUGUUUAAAUUUGUAUCAUGGCUUAAGUAUAUAAAGUUUAACAACUAUUGAUGUGUCAUGCUAUAUAGCCACGCCCCUUUCUUUACCGUAGUACCAUUAGACAGUUCCGUUGAUGGUACAGAGGCAUUUUUGUUAUGCCGUCGUUCCAUUAUGUUGAUAGUUUCAUGGCAAAUGUUGUUUUAUGCUAUUCGUAGUACCUACAGUAAGGAAUUAAAUGAUAGAGACCAGAAACAAAAGUCUCUUAGCAACCACCAACCAGUGUGCUUACACGAGUCCGUUUCUUAUAAACCAGUGUG